UCGACACAAACCAACAUGGCGACGAUGGGACGAAUCAGGAAGAGUAGCUCUCUUUGCCUACUUGUUGUUUCCCUCCAACUUAUGCUUCACGGCGGCGUCUUGUCAGCUCCGCCGAACUUAACCCCGGAAGAUGCAACUACCAAGAAAGCCGGGUUACACUUGCCAUCGAGUCCUCCCCCGACCACCGUUAACAAAAUUGCUACUCAGACGGACACAAAAGUAUUGUCGACGCAAGCGGAAGCUGUGUCAUCGACCCACCACAAUAUUCCUGACAAGGCGCUUGUCCAACCUGAUGCUCCGCAGACCAAAACUGUCCAACCCCACACCCCCCAAGUCAAGCAGACGAAGGUGAGUCAACCCGAGACAAUGGAAAACGAUGACGACAAAUCUUUGGUGGUCAUCGGUUCCUCGGACAACGACCCCAAGCAAACGCACAACGAGACUAAAGGUGCCACGCUCCAGGUGGUGAACACCACGUCGUCACCCAAUGCUUCUAAAACUCCAGAAACCGCCCACAUCGCCAAAACCCCGGAACCCACCAAACCCGGUGCGGAGGAGACCACCGCCUUCGACGUUAAACCCUCCGAGGCGCAGACCGCGACCACCCUGCAGGACUUAGAGUCGGACCUGCUGCAGCCCGCCGGCAAAGAUGUGACGACUCACGUGGACCCGGACGACGACGACUACGACGGUGACGAUGACCAGGACGCCUACGGCGACGGCUUGUAUCGCCUGGAGGGCAACGAGGACGACGGCAAGGACACGGACCAGACGGAGAUCCGGCUGGAGACCCCCGACGUCAAAGAAGACGUCAGCUACAAGCUGCCCGGUGUCUACAACACAGAGGACGAGGACUCACACUUCUUCUUCCACCUGGUCAUCCUGGCUUUCCUGGUGGCCAUCAUCUACAUCACUUACCACAACAAAAGGAAGAUCUUACUGUUGGUUCAGAGCCGCCGCUGGAAGGACAGCCUGUGCUCUCGCAGCACAGUCGAGUACCACCGGCUGGACCAGAACGUCAACGAGGCCAUGCCGUCCCUGAAGAUGACACGCGACUACAUCUUUUGAGCCAACGCGCUCAGAACUCUUGAGCCCUCUUGCAUCACUGGCCCCACGCCGUUGUUGGGUUGCCGUGUUUGUCCCCCCUCUCUGCCUGUAUAGAAACAUUUCAUUUUAAUUAUAUUUCUUCCGCGUUUUCUUUUUUUCGCUAUUUUCAUCAGUACAUUUUUACAGGGGUGUUUAUUUAAGAUCUUUUGGGUGAGUUUCCACUUUAUCCCCUUGUAGUUUGGAUUUGUUCUAUUGGAGUGUAACAUUCCAACAAAUGCAAUGAGUGAUUGCUUUCACGCAUGCAUUAUUUUCCUACGGUUCUGCCGCCUCCCGCCCCCUACUGGCCAGAUGCUGCCGUGCAGGACUCCUGGUUGGCCUCCUCUUUGUUUUAUGACUUCGGUGAAGUCCCUGUCGAUCAUCAUCACUAAAUAUACUCAAUUGUUGCGGCAACACAAAAUGCGCCCAGAAGUAGAUUUGCAGCAAAAGUCGAACAGCGACUCCACUUGGGAAAACUUUGAAUUUUUCUUUUUUAAAUUUGUAUCCUUGUGGCACAAAGUGUAAGUACAAGAGUAUGUGUUUCCUAUUUUCAUCAUUUUCCACAUUGAUGUUGAAAUAAUAUAAUGAUGCUUUUUAUUUAGAAGCACCUUUAAAAGCACACAAGGACACCGUAGAAUCAAACAGUCAAAUCAAGGUAAAAACAAUUUAAAAACAAAUUAUGUAAAAAACUAGACUUUUCUAAAUAGAAAUGAAACAAACAGACUUAAUACUUUUACUUAAAUAAAAUGCAGCAACUAAACUAUUAGGAAAAGAGGUAAUGUUUUAUAUUUGUGACAAUGAAUUCCACUUCAUUGUGGCAAUAUGUUACAUAUCAUUUUUGCAAAUAUGCAUUUUCAUGAUGGCCGCCUAACUAGGUACGCAUGCGCAGUAUGAAUUGUUGCCUGCACCACUUCUUUUUUUGGGGUAAUUACAUUGUCCAACAAAAAGCACAGCUCCACUUUUUUAAAAACAUUUUCCCCACUCUAUAAACCACAAAAAUCUUACAAUUUUGAAAUAAAAAACACAUUAUAUGACACUUUUUGUUGGGUGUUUUCAUACUGUUGUCGGACAUGUUGGUGUGGCUACUACAACACCCUUUUUGUUGCCUUGUUGCCACACGAUUACUUUUUUAAAUAUCACCUUUCAUGGCCUUUUUCUCUCUAUAUUGUAAAAAAAAAAUAUAAAGGCACUCUUUAGUUAAACAAACGGGCGGGUACUUAUUUUAUUUGCCCCGUCGAAGAUCAACCCUGCUCUUGCAAUCAACUGUAGAAUCACUUGUUUUUGUCAAUAAAGCACAAAUGACGUCAUACAUGG
Messenger RNA from Phycodurus eques (leafy seadragon), 2397 nucleotides. It is a transcript of the gene c17h5orf15, whose product is annotated as chromosome 17 C5orf15 homolog. The transcript is spliced from 3 exons. NCBI's taxonomy places the organism in Eukaryota, Metazoa, Chordata, Actinopteri, Syngnathiformes, Syngnathidae. The record is from RefSeq and is a predicted model, not a curated record. Bases 16 to 1068 code for a protein of 350 amino acids.